Scheffersomyces amazonensis is the source of this 1769-nucleotide messenger RNA. It is a transcript of the gene CDC37, whose product is annotated as Cdc37p. Gene Ontology annotation, cellular component: cytoplasm. The transcript has a single exon. Lineage: Eukaryota; Fungi; Ascomycota; Pichiomycetes; Serinales; Debaryomycetaceae. The record is from RefSeq and is a predicted model, not a curated record. Bases 174 to 1715 code for a protein of 513 amino acids. Gene Ontology annotation, molecular function: heat shock protein binding; protein kinase binding; protein-folding chaperone binding. Gene Ontology annotation, biological process: protein folding; protein stabilization.
ACUGUAAUGUACUGUACUGUACUGUACUGUACUAUAACUGUACUAUAACUGUACUCUUAGUUAAUUAUUCUAAUUAUAUACUAUAGAUUUCCUGUACAUAGCACAGGACCCCCAUUACAUAUUUUUCACCUCCACUAUAUCACUCGACGAAUAUCUCUAAUACACUAACUAAGAUGCCUAUUGAUUACUCCAAGUGGGAUAAGAUUGAACUCUCGGAUGAUUCCGACAUUGAAGUCCAUCCCAAUGUGGACAAGAAAUCAUUUAUUAAAUGGAAACAAAGAGAUAUUCAUGAAAAGCGUCAACAAAGAAAUAUCGAAAUCAAAACUAUUUUAAUUCAAUUAACUAUGUAUUCAAAAUUAAAUGAAAGAGUUGAUUAUAUUUUAAAUAAUUUACCUAAACCAGUAUUAUUAUCUAAUCAUGAAGUCUUAACAUUUCUUAAUCAAAAAUUUGAUAAAAAUGAAAAAUUUGAUUAUAAUAAGUUAAUUUCUGAAAAGGGUGAUAAUUUAAGAAAGGGGUUAAAGGAUUUAGUAUUUGAACCUGAAGAAGUUCAAAAUACUCCUCCAUAUAAUGAAAUGGUAGAAGAUUUACUUAUUCAAAUUAAAGAUGAUCAUCCUGAUCAUAAGGAAGAUGCUGAAAAGAUUAUUGAAUAUUUAAAGGAACAUCGAGCUAAAAUUGAUGAUGUAUUAUCUAAACAAACUAUUAAACUUGAUGAAUUAUUAUAUCAAAAAUCUUUAUUAAUUAGUAGUGAUGAUUAUCAUACGGGAUUUGAUCGUUCAUUCUUAAAUAAAGAUAAGAGUGAAGAAGAAGUAGCACCAUCUAAAUCCACUUCCACCUCCACCACUAAAAAGGUAACAACCACUACUAUAGAAACUAUUAAUGAACCAUCAUCAGCAACAACAACUCCUCAACAAGUUCAAAAAUCAGAUAAAGAUAUUUUAGAUGAAUUAGAACUUUUACCGGAAACUUCAGAAUUUGCAAAUAUUAAAUCUCUUGAUGAUUGUGCAAGUUAUUUAUUAAAGCAUACUCAUAUUUGUAGUGAACAACAAAAGGAUGCAUUAAUUAUGACAGCAUUUGAUUUACAAUUAGAAGGUAAAUCAAAUCAAGCCAAACAAGUAAUUCAUCAAUCAUUACUUUUACAAUAUAUUUCACAAUUAGCAGGACCUCAUCCAAAUCGAGAUCAAAUUAUAAAAGCAAUUAAAUUAUUUAUAUCUAAAUUAGAAGAAACAAGAUCCCCAGCUCAAUUGGCAUUUUUACAAGAUGUUGAUAAUACAUUUAAUCAUAUUAAAACUCGAUGUGAAGUAAUUAAAUCUGAAUAUAAUUCUAAUAAUGAAAAUGGAGAAUUGGGUGAUGGAGAUGGAGAUGAAGAAGCAUUAAUUCAAUUAAAAGCAUUAGAUGAUAAUACUCAAUUACUGGUAAAUAUUCCUCAACCAGGUACUUCAGAAUAUGAAAUCUUUACUACUAAAUUAUCAUUAGAAAUGCAACAAGCAGUUGAAACUAAAUCUUUAGAUGAAGUUAAUAAAGUAUUUGCAAAAUUAAAAGUUGAAGAUGCUGAACAAGUUCUUGAAAUCUUUAAUGAAUGUGGAGUUAUUGGGAUUACUGGUUAUUUAGAGAAUGAAGAUGAAUUCAAGGAAUUACAGAAGCAAUACAAUGAAGCUGAAACUGAAACUGAAACUCCACAAGUUAAUGAAUUAUCCAUUGAGGAUACUGUAGAUUGAAUUAUAUAGGCGUUUGUUUAUUAAAUGUAUGCACAAGAUUAAUUCAUAGAGAUG